AUGUGUGGCUGUGCGUCUAGUACGGGGACUACAUCAUAUUCUCUAAAUCAUCCAAAGGAUGUUUCUUCAACCAAAGUUUCAAAGAAAACAUCCAAACGCAUUCCAAUUUCCAAGCAGUUGGCUUCUAUAAAGGCACUAGGAAAAAGCUCUGAUCUAGAAAAAGCUGUGGCUACAGCAGCCUUGGUUUAUGAUAAUGCAGCAGAUGCCGAGGGCAAACUCAGCAAAUCUGAAGCUAAAAAGCUGUUCCAAAGUCAAUUUAUGCAUUUUAUACAGGGUCAAGAAACCAAACCAAAGUACCAGGAAAUAAUUUCUGCUCUUGAUGAGAACAAGAAUGACCAAAUUGAUUUUGAGGAUUUCAUGGUCCAUCUGCUUAGCCUUACCUUGAUGUCUGACCUCCGGCAAGAGAUUCAAAAUGUGCGGAAAACUAAGUGA
Molecule: messenger RNA, 432 nt
Organism: Python bivittatus (Burmese python)
Lineage: Eukaryota; Metazoa; Chordata; Lepidosauria; Squamata; Pythonidae
Gene: SNTN
Product: sentan, cilia apical structure protein
Molecular function (GO): calcium ion binding; transition metal ion binding; calcium-dependent protein binding
Source: RefSeq, a predicted model, not a curated record